This is a messenger RNA of Penicillium bovifimosum, 1458 nucleotides long. RefSeq names its product putative FAD dependent oxidoreductase. The record is from RefSeq and is a predicted model, not a curated record. The transcript has 5 exons. Gene Ontology annotation, molecular function: NADP binding; flavin adenine dinucleotide binding; N,N-dimethylaniline monooxygenase activity. Lineage: Eukaryota; Fungi; Ascomycota; Eurotiomycetes; Eurotiales; Aspergillaceae. Bases 1 to 1458 code for a protein of 485 amino acids.
AUGAGUGAACCUGUUCAAGUCGCUGUUAUUGGAGCUGGUGUCAGUGGGGUGGUUACUGCAGGACAUCUUCUGGCUGCUGGAGUCCAAGUGACGGUCUUUGAGAGAAAUAAAGCGGCUGGCGGAGUCUGGCUUUAUGAUAAGCGGACUCCAAUUGAGGCGCGAUACCCUUCACCAAAACCGUCUGCUUCGCAGGAAUAUGUGGAAGAUGCGAGGGAUGAGAGAGAACGCAAGAUCUUGCUUCACGCGCCUCCAGGGCCCUGCUACGAGAGUCUCACCAAUAAUGUCUCAACUCCGUUGCUACAGACAAGGCUCAACGAGUGGCCAGAGGGGACUGCGCUUUAUGUGAAACACCAUGUGAUCAAGGAAUAUAUUCAAGACACAUCGAAGAAGGCCGGUGUUGAAGAUGUUACGAAGUAUAGCGCAAGAGUCACUCGAGUUCACAAGGGCGGAUCAAAAUGGACAGUUCACUGGACCACUUUGAGCGAUGAUCAAGGAAUCGUUGAAAGCCAGGAGUCUGCGACGUUUGACUCGGUUGUUGUUGCCUCGGGCCAUUACCAUACACCUCUCGUACCCGAUAUCCGAGGUCUCCCGGAAGCCAAGUCCCGAUGGCCUGAGAAGGUUUUCCAUUCAAAGUCCUUCAGAAGGUCAGAAGACUUCGAAGGAAAGAAUGUACUGUUGCUCGGAGGAGGCGUCUCGUCUCUCGACAUAGCAAAGGAAAUCAGUAGCACUGCCAAGCAAGUUUACCAAAGCACUCGAAAUGGUGUUUUUGAUCUCCCUGCGACCGCGCUUCCCUCAAACGCAACGAGAAUCGGCGAAGUCAACGCGUUCGAACUUUCCACACCAGCGAUCUCUGCAAAUGACGAGCACCUGCCCCUGACUGCGCAUCUCAAAUCCGGGGAGAUCUUGCAGGACAUUGACUACAUCAUUCUUUGCACAGGAUACCAGAUGGCACUGCCUUUUCUUGACGAGUAUAACAACUACAAUUUAUCUGCCGCCGAGGCAAAUGACAGCGUACUUGUGACAGAUGGCACUCAAGUCCACAACUUGCAUAAAGACAUCUUCUACAUCCCGGACCCCACACUCGCUUUUGUCGGAAUUCCAUUUUACGUCGCGACAUUCUCACUCUUUGAGUUCCAAGCUAUCGCAGUGGCAGCUUUCCUCUCUGGGAUUGCACAACUUCCUGCCCCCGAGGAUAUGCGGGCGGAAUAUGAGAAUCGGGUUAGAGAGAAGGGCCACGGACGGACCUUCCACUCACUUCAAGAUUCAGAACGAGCUUAUGUCACAGAUUUGAUGAAUUGGGUCAAUUCCGGGAGGUCUGAGCAGGGCUUGUCUCUGGUCGAGGCCCACACCGAGACCUGGAUCAGAGAGAAAGCGGCUCUGACUGAGAGGCUUAGGCUGCUUUUCGCAGGACCGCCUGAUACUCUCAAGAGCUCAAUGGAUGUGGGAGUCACUGCGUGA